Morchella sextelata is the source of this 2265-nucleotide messenger RNA. RefSeq lists its product as uncharacterized. Gene Ontology annotation, molecular function: serine-type endopeptidase activity. NCBI's taxonomy places the organism in Eukaryota, Fungi, Ascomycota, Pezizomycetes, Pezizales, Morchellaceae. The coding region runs from base 1 to 2265 and encodes 754 amino acids. The transcript is spliced from 6 exons. Gene Ontology annotation, biological process: proteolysis. The record is from RefSeq and is a predicted model, not a curated record.
AUGUCGACGAUGGGAUAUGCUUUGAUAACACAGCAGAUAGGAACAAUCCCCACAGUGGAAAAACUUAAGCUUGAAUAUAUUUCCCCAUAUUGGCAGAAAGUUACGCGAGAUGGCAAGAAUCUCCUACAGUUAGUUUUGAAGGAGUCAAUCGAUCUAGAGGACGAGGAUGACAAUUUUUUUGACGUAGCCCUGAGCCGUCGGAUUGCGUUUGUCAGAUGGUUAUUAAAUGAAUACCCCCCGCUGUUCAUACAAGCAAGCCCAGCGCAGCCAGAGGCUUUGUCUAUUGUCAUUGAAGGAUACAACGCGACGAAUCCUUAUAUGAGCCGUGCCAAGAGAGCCUUUACGAAAUAUUUCCUGUCAGAUCCAUCACUUGACCAAGGUUGUCGUGUUAUCUUUAACAAACCAGAGAAAACUGUUUCAGGAUCUCAGAAAGAAUCGCGGAAAGAAUCCCACAAAGGAUCCCCACAAGGGUCCCCGCGGCGAAGGAUCUCAAAAAUAGCAACGGCAGCAAAGAAGGAAUCCUCGUCCAGGGCUCACAUGGCUAUCAAGGAGAUGGGUGUUGAGAUAAUUCCAUACCUGGAUCUGAUUAACAGCUCGACCCAGAGGAUCGGAGGCGCUAGAGGAAACACACCGCUCCAUGUAGCACUCGAGGUGGCUGAUUGGAAAGAAGAUGAAUUAGCCCAGGAAAGGGUAAAGCUCAUCGCAGAGUUGGUAAGAAGAUGUCCAGAGGCUCUGACGAUUUUCAACGGGGAAGAGGGCCUUCAAAAGGAGAAGCGAUGGUCACCUUACCUAUAUCAUCAAGAACAGUGCAACUUAAUUCACGACUCAAAAGAACGUCGGUGCCAAAAUGAGUCAUGCAAAGAGGUUCAGAAUAUCCUAAAAGAGGCAUACAUACGUCUCCUCGACCACCUGGAGGCUGCAAAACAUCUAUACAAUGGCAAACAAGCCCUCUAUUCCCACCUCGAUCUCUCCGAGCUAAGAAACGCGAGAAAGCCACCUCCCAACUUCAUCAAAAGCGUGGAGGGAUGUAUAAGACACAUGAGCCUUGAGACGAUCCUACGAUAUGUUUGCCUCCCGAAGGACCCACUAUUGAGUGCACAGAACGUGGAUAAGCCGCAAGACUAUGUCAAUUACAGCAGGAUAUUUGAGCUCCUUCGGGAGAAAAACGUGAGAACAAUCCUUAGACUUAGGGUCGAGGACAACGAUGCCUUGCCACAUAGCGACGAAACAAUUCUGUCUGCGUUGAAGGGAACUCACGUGGAUGUCUGGGAUUGGGAGCAGUAUGACAUAUGCUGCGACACAAUCGCCGAGGCAUCACCCAACGUAAAGGAGAAGGCUGGAAACCCUACCAUCAAAAUAGCAAUCAUUGAUGAUGGUAUCGAGGCACAAGAAGCAAGAUUUAUGAACUCAAGCAUCGUAGAAGGGGUAUCGUUUCAUACGAGGAGGGAAUUUUCUAGCGAAUUCCAGGGCAUAUCAACACAUCACUUUCCAUCUUCUGGUGGGCAUGGUACGGAGAUGGCGCAUAGGGUACAGCAGGUCUUUCCCAAGGCACAAUUGUAUAUAGCCCGACUUAACGUUUUGCCUGGAAAUGACGGGGGUAACUUAACGAUCACCGCACGCUCAGCUGCCGAGGCGAUCAAAUGGGCAGUUACAAAAAAGGUUGAUAUUAUCUCCAUGAGUUGGACGAUUGCAAGGACAUCCGAGAAUAGUCAACAUCUGAAGGCUAUGGAGGAUGCCAUUGAUCAAGCACAUAAGCGGAAUAUACUGAUGUUCUGCGCGGCAAAGGAUGAUGGUGAAGGCUCUGACUAUGGAUACCCAACGAAUUUUCAUACGCCGCCGUUCUGUAUCGGCGCCGCUGCUGAGGGAGGGUCGCUGUCAGAGGGCGUUAAUAUUACACCGCUUUCGGGCAACACAAAAGAAAAGAUAUCAGGAAGUUCAAUUGCGACAGCACUAGCGUCCGGUCUGGCUGGACUCCUGCUUUACAUCGUACAGUUUGACAGGCAUAGAGAUAUUACGAGAUCAAAAUCCCAACGAGCUUCACUUCAAAACCAUAAGGUUUUUAAAAGGACACUUAAGCCGAUAACCAACAACCCCCAAAGGUUUAUGCGUGUACAAACGCUCCUCGACCCAAGUCUUGAUGUUGAGUGGACCCCAGCGAACGCGAAUGGCUUGAGCGGGGGACAUGACGUCAGGGGAGGAGAAACAGCCUUAUACAAGAUCGUCGAAAAGAUAUUGAUGCAUAUGGGCGAUGCGGAUUCCGCUUAA